AUGGCGGCGGGCAGCUGGAGAGUCCUGCUGUUGGUCAGCGUGGCUGCGGUCCUCACCCCGGCACGGGGCCUGAGCCAGCGAGAGGCCGUGGACCUCGCCGUCAACUCCUACAACAGAGGCUCGGACAUCGACAAUGUUUUCCGCUUCGUCGACUACAUCAAGAAAUCCGGCCCCGUGGACCCGUCCAAGCCCACCCAGGUGACGUUCACCAUCCAGGAGACCGUGUGCCGCAAGUCUGAUAAUCGCGUCCCCGACCGAUGCGACUUCAAAAGGAACGGGGUGGUGAAAGUCUGUACAGGAACCGUCUCCUUGGCGACAGGAUCUCCCUCAGUGUCAAUCACUUGUGAUGGGUCCGUCCGCACCAAGAGAUUCUUCAGAGCAUUCGGCAGGUUGAUUGGACGUAUCGGACGGAAGAUCAGUAAGAGUUGGCAAAAAGUCAAAGCGGGCUACCACAGAGGCAGAUGGGGAAAGAGAAGACAAGGCCAAAGUGGUGGAGCAGUCCCAGGUGGAAGUCCAGGUGAAGAACAGAAUCCAGAGCAGCAGCAGUAA
Tachyglossus aculeatus (Australian echidna) is the source of this 549-nucleotide messenger RNA. RefSeq names its product cathelicidin-6-like. The record is from RefSeq and is a predicted model, not a curated record. Gene Ontology annotation, molecular function: lipopolysaccharide binding. The transcript is spliced from 4 exons. Gene Ontology annotation, cellular component: extracellular region. Lineage: Eukaryota; Metazoa; Chordata; Mammalia; Monotremata; Tachyglossidae. Bases 1 to 549 code for a protein of 182 amino acids. Gene Ontology annotation, biological process: antimicrobial humoral immune response mediated by antimicrobial peptide; defense response to Gram-negative bacterium; defense response to Gram-positive bacterium.